Molecule: messenger RNA, 6774 nt
Organism: Trichechus manatus latirostris (Florida manatee)
Lineage: Eukaryota; Metazoa; Chordata; Mammalia; Sirenia; Trichechidae
Gene: XPR1
Product: xenotropic and polytropic retrovirus receptor 1
Exons: 15
Coding region: 195-2285 (696 amino acids)
Biological process (GO): phosphate ion transport; cellular response to phosphate starvation
Cellular component (GO): cytoplasm; plasma membrane; Golgi apparatus
Molecular function (GO): inositol hexakisphosphate binding
Source: RefSeq, a predicted model, not a curated record
GGGGCGGGGCUAUGGAGAGGAGGAGGAAGAUGGCGGGAGGGCGGCUCUGAGGAGACCUCGGCGGCGGCGGAGGAGGAGAGAAGCGCAGCGCAGCGCCGCGCCGGGGCCCAUGUGGGGAGGAGUCGGAGUCGCUGUUGCCGCCGCCGCCGCCAGUAGCUGCUGGACCCGAGUGGGCGUAAGGGGGAAACGGCAGAAUGAAGUUCGCCGAGCACCUCUCCGCGCACAUCACUCCCGAGUGGAGGAAGCAGUACAUCCAGUAUGAGGCUUUCAAGGAUAUGUUGUAUUCAGCUCAGGACCAGGCACCUUCUGUGGAAGUUACAGAUGAAGACACAGUAAAGAGGUAUUUUGCCAAGUUUGAAGAAAAGUUUUUCCAAACCUGUGAAAAGGAACUUGCCAAAAUCAACACAUUUUAUUCAGAGAAGCUUGCAGAAGCUCAGCGCAGAUUUGCUACACUUCAAAAUGAGCUUCAGUCAUCACUGGAUGCACAGAAAGAAACCACUGGUGUUACCACACUGCGACAACGCAGAAAGCCAGUCUUCCACCUGUCCCAUGAGGAACGUGUCCAACACAGGAACAUUAAAGACCUUAAACUGGCGUUCAGCGAGUUCUACCUCAGUCUUAUUCUGCUGCAGAACUAUCAGAAUCUGAAUUUUACAGGGUUUCGAAAAAUUCUUAAAAAGCAUGACAAGAUACUGGAAACAUCUCGUGGAGCAGAUUGGAGAGUGGCUCAUGUAGAAGUGGCCCCAUUUUAUAUAUGCAAGAAAAUCAACCAGCUCAUCUCUGAAACUGAGGCUGUAGUGACCAAUGAACUUGAAGAUGGUGACAGACAAAAGGCUAUGAAACGAUUACGUGUACCCCCUUUGGGAGCUGCUCAGCCUGCACCAGCAUGGACUACUUUUAGAGUUGGCCUCUUUUGUGGAAUAUUCAUUGUACUGAAUGUUACCCUUGUGCUUGCCGCUGUAUUUAAACUUGAAAAAGAUAGAAGUGUGUGGCCCUUGAUAAGAAUAUAUCGGGGUGGCUUUCUUCUGAUUGAAUUCCUUUUUCUACUGGGCAUCAACACGUAUGGUUGGCGACAGGCUGGAGUAAAUCAUGUGCUCAUCUUUGAACUUAAUCCAAGAAGCAAUUUGUCCCAUCAGCAUCUCUUUGAGAUUGCUGGAUUCCUUGGAAUACUGUGGUGCCUGAGCCUUCUGGCAUGCUUCUUUGAUCCAAUUAAGGUCAUCCCCACCUAUGUAUAUCCACUUGCCCUUUAUGGAUUUAUGAUUUUCUUUCUUAUCAACCCCACCAAAACUUUCUAUUACAAAUCCCGGUUUUGGCUGCUUAAACUGUUGUUUCGAGUAUUUACAGCCCCCUUCCAUAAGGUAGGCUUUGCUGAUUUUUGGCUGGCUGAUCAGCUGAAUAGCCUGUCAGUGAUACUGAUGGACCUGGAAUACAUGAUUUGCUUCUACAGUUUUGAGCUCAAAUGGGAUGAAAGUAGGGGCCUGUUGCCAGAUGAUUCAGAAGAACCAGAAAUUUGCCACCAAUAUUCAUAUGGUGUGCGGGCCAUUGUUCAGUGCAUUCCUGCUUGGCUUCGCUUCAUCCAGUGCCUACGCAGAUACCGAGACACAAAAAGAGCCUUUCCUCAUUUAGUUAAUGCUGGCAAAUACUCCACAACUUUCUUCACGGUGACGUUUGCAGCCCUUUACCAAACUCACAAAGAACGAGGUCACUCAGACACCAUGGUGUUCUUUUACCUGUGGAUCGUCUUUUGCAUCAUCAGUUCCUGCUAUACCCUCAUCUGGGAUCUGAAGAUGGACUGGGGUCUCUUUGAUAAGAAUGCCGGAGAAAACACCUUUCUCCGGGAAGAGAUUGUCUAUCCCCAAAAAGCCUAUUACUACUGUGCCAUCAUUGAGGAUGUGAUACUGCGCUUUGCUUGGACUAUCCAAAUCUCAAUUACCUCCACGACUUUGUUGCCUCAUUCUGGGGACAUCAUUGCUACUGUCUUUGCUCCCCUUGAGGUCUUCCGGCGAUUUGUAUGGAACUUCUUCCGCCUGGAGAAUGAACAUCUGAAUAACUGUGGUGAAUUCCGUGCUGUGCGGGACAUCUCUGUGGCCCCCCUCAAUGCAGAUGAUCAGACACUCCUGGAGCAGAUGAUGGACCAGGAUGACGGGGUACGAAACCGCCAAAAGAACCGGCCGUGGAAGUACAGCCAGAGCAUAUCCUUGCGCCGGCCUCGCCUCGCUUCUCAAUCCAAGGCUCGUGACACAAAAGUAUUGAUAGAAGACACAGAUGAUGAAGCUAACACUUGAAUUCUCAGAAGUCUAGAUUAACAUCCUUGGUUUUCCUUCUCUUCAAUUCUUUCCUCGACCAACGCAACCUCUAAUACCUUUCCAACUGACACAGAAGACACAUAACACAUUUUCCGAGCUCUUCCAGAUCGGAUCCUAUGGACUCCAAACAAGCUCACUGUGUUUCUUUUCUUUUCUUCUGGUUUAAUUUUAAUUUUCUAUUUUUAAAACAAAUAUUUACUUCAUUUUGCCAAUCAGAGGACAUUUUAAGGAACAGAAACAUAGUAUCCUAUGGAUUGUUUACAAUCACAAGGACACAGAUACCUAUCAGGAUGACGAACAGGACACAAGGACCCUCUGAUGGGACGGUACCGAGAUAUCUCGGCUUCUUCUUGGCCCGGUUUUGACUGGUUGAAACCGGACACUGGUUUUUAAAUUUUUUUGUCAGUUUAUGUGGAGAAUUUUUUCCUUUCCUUCAUACCCAGCGCAAAGGCACUGGCCGCACUUGCAGGGAAAGUGCAACUUAGAGCAGUACCUUCAUUCACGAAGCUACUUUUUAAUUUGAUGUAACUUUUCUUAUUUUGGGAAGGGUUGCUGGGUGGGUGGGAAAUAUGAUGUAUUUGUUACGUAUUAUUUUCUCAUUAUUUAUGAAACUUAACCAUAAGAGAACGAUAUAACUCCUGUGCAAUGAAGGUGAUAACAGUGAAAGAAGACAGGGGAAACUAAUGUUGAACGGCACUUAUGAGGGUUCAGUCCCAUAAUACCUCUUUCAUGAGACAACUCGCACCAGUUUGGCUUUUUCUUUUCAUUUCUUUUUCAUUUUAAACCAAAGUUUCUAUUACUGAUUUUUUCAGUUGCUGCUGCUUUAGAAUUCUAAGCGUAUCUCUCGUAACACACUUUCACACAAUUGGUUGAAAUUUAUAGAAAAGGUUCUGAUACUUUUUUUUUUUUUAAGGAACAAAUGUGGAAUAUAUUUGCCCAUAUCCAGUCACAACAACUGAAGUUAUGCCUUAUUACGCUUCCGCGUGUAGGGUAAUUGCAGUGAAAGCUUUACUAACUAACUCUGAAUUAGAAGACAAAGGUAUUUCAGAGACUUUCUGCACCCUCAUUUUUCUUCUGAGCUCACUCACUUGAGCCACAGUUUGAUCAAAUUAGAAGUCUGUUGUGGAGAAAAGAUAUUUUUGAGCACAUAGAACAAAUUAUCCUUCCUUCUUCACAGUACGUUGAUAAAACAGCCAUUUCUCCCAGCAGUUUUAAAGACUGAACAUUGGAUUUCAUGCUCUCCCAUGACAGAAAAUCUGCUUUUCAAUUUUUAAGGUCUAAACUUGGUAAUAUAUAAAAAAAUGCAUUAGAAAUUUCAGACUAUUCUGUACACAAUGCCCAUUUCUACUUCCUUGUCUCAUUUUUUCACUUUGUUCCAGAGUCAUCCAAAUAAGUCUUAAAACCAUAAGGGAUUUUACUUUCUUGAAUAUGGUUGGCAUUAAAUUCAGUGUUUCUUUAUCUAACAAAAUUAAUAUAAAUACCAGGAAAAAAUAAAGUGUGUUUUAAUUCAGCUCCCCUAAUCCAGAUGAAGAUUUCAAAGUAUCCAUUUCUACCUGUUAGAUUUAUAGCAGUUGUCAUACUGAGAGUACUUCCACAUUAUAUACUUUUCUGUUCCUGAUUAUCUGUGCUAUUCAGAGUCAACAUCACUGGAUUCAUCAAAGUAAAUUACUUCUGUCAUUUUCUACUUAAUGUUAAAAAAAGAAAUAAGUAGAAGGAGCAGCUAUUAUCACUUAGUCUUAAAAACAUAUGGUUACUGCCCUUCAGUGCACCCCUUUUGUCAUUAACUCUUCUCCCAUGUAUCACAAGUCUUUAUUCAGCACUGUCAUAAUUCCAGUAGAUUAUCUUAAAGUUAAUAUUAAUACCAAAAUUCUGUCAAUUAACUGACAAAUAGUUUAUUUUUAAGGAAGUUUCUUCCAUCUUUGUUCUGACAAUCUUCUAAAAUUUGUUCCUUUUCAGAAUUGAGAGGGUUUUUUGUUUGUUUUUCUGAAAAAUCAUCCAAUUUUGUGACUUUUAUUGCUUUUUUGUGCUUUACCAAGCAUGUCCCUUGGCCCAAAACUAAAGAAAUGUUUAAUUACUGAGUUGUUUUUUUUUUUUUUUUUGGCGGGCGGGGGUGUCUUUUUUUAGUUUUAAUAAGUUUAAUCAUUUAUAACAAUCAGUGGUAACAAUUUAGUGACCCUUGGUAGAUUAAAGGUUGGAUUAUUUAUAUUUGGGAUUUUUUUUCCCCUAACUAUUCUGUUUUGUACUAUGGGGAAAGUAUCACUUGGUCUGUCAAGAAAUAGCAGUAAUUAUUACUGAGUUAUAUAGAUAAGUCCAGUGGACCGGUCAUUGCUUGUACAAAUAAAAUUGGUGGUACUAAUGUGUAUCCAGAGCCAUGUGAACUGUAAACUUCAUUCUCUGUUAGGGAAUCUGUGAAGACACACAAAAUGGUACAGUUGACUUCUGGUAUUUGAACUUCCCGGUAUUUUCACUUCACUGUAUCCUGUGGCCAGUUUGGUUUUCUUCAACUAUUAGAGUUCUAGGCCGUAAACAGUAUUACUCCUUUUUUUUUUUCAUGGAAAUACAUGUUACAAUGUAUCCCUUUUUCUGAUGUGUUUGUCCUGUUGGCAUAGUCUAUUCAAGAAUGAAAAGGCUUGUGUAACUUUCAGCCUCCAUGACAGAUGCUCAAAUAUGUAUUUAAACAUACAGCUUUAUGUUCCUCUUACAACUGUAAUGAGAGAAGUUUUCUGCAUCAGGGAAGUUUGGGAAGCUGAGUAUACAUUUAAAAUUUUUUUACUUACAAAAGGCAACGUCCAUUUUUCUCUCUUAGUUUUUCUAUACCUUAACAGUCUGGCAGAUGCUAUGCCCUGCCUAAAGUUUUACUGGACUCCGUCCACUGCAUCUCUCAAUAGAAAUCAGUCAUUUUAAAGGAGAAACAGUCCAACCAAAGGUAAACUUUAUCUGAUUUUAGGUUUAGAAAUUCUAGUUUCUUUUUUAUUUGAGGAACACUCAAUGUAUGAUAAUCAGUUAAAAUACUUCCCAAAGGAACAAAAAGGUAGUAUAAAUAAAAAGUAAAAUUCAUUUUUCAUUUUACAUUAGUAUGGAAAGCAUUGAUAGGUGUAGAGAAAUUAGAAGACAAAGAAAAUUGGUUUAUUUUCUGUGCACAAAUGAGCACCUGUAUUUAAGGCUGUGUACACUGUUACAGUGGAAGAGUUGAUGAUUUCAUACCAUACAGAGAGGCAGUAAAAUGACCAAAGAUUAAGUCAUUAUUAAUAAGGUUAUAAUGGUCAUUUGUAAGAUUGGGAAGAAUUCAGAAACCUAUGUGCAACUUUCUUUUCCAGCAUCUACCAUUUGACUCCUUAGGAGAGCUGCUUAGCUUCAGAUUCAGAUGCAGUGGUAUGAGAGGAGAACAGCAGUCAGCCCAGCAGUAGACUGUAUGAACUUUUAAAGAAGGAAAAUGGGGCCCUGCCCCUAGAAUCCAUGAUUUCCCAAUAUUCUAAACAGUUCUGAGAUUUUAACUGAGCUUUUACUAGAGGAAACUUGUUUAUAUAUGGUAUUCUUCCACCAUGGUUUGACCAGAGUACAUUCAGGAUAACUAGAGAAAGUUCAUCCAUCUCUUUUAACAGGUGAGCUAAGGCAAGGUAAAAAUAGAAAAAAGUAAGCUAUUAUUGAGCCUGCAGUGAUCAGAUUAACAGGCAUUUAGUUAAAGAGAAAUAAAAUCAUUUUGGAGCUAGCAGAGAAACUCAAGAGAGCUUUGGAGCUUGGUAGCAAAAGAAGAGCAGUUAAGAAAGUGUGUGAGCUUGAUGACACGGAGAUGAUGAUGCUCCAUCUCUCCUUUCUAGGAUUAUUAUGUUGCUGGUAGACACCUGCCUUUAUUUUCAUGCCAUUAUUUUAUUCAGAAACUUAGGAUUCUCUGAAGUGAUUACACUUUAUUUGGUAAACAUUUCAGAUUGUAAUUGUUUUAGUAGUUUGCAAGAAACUUGCCUAACUCCCUCAAAAAAUAAGUACUUCUUACUGUAAUCAUGUUGAGCCUAUGGCUUUCUCAACUAUAAAAUCAUCAUGUUCUCAGAUCUCACCAGAAACCAGUGUCAUUACAGGUAAGGUCUGUACUAACUAGGUGAAGACUAGAAGUUCUUGUAGAACUUUUGAAAAAAUUUGGUAAAUCAAAUUUAUCAGUUUAGUUCAUUUUCUUAUUCUGAUGAGUCUAAAAUUUAUUUGCUUGUGGCCAUUAGCUGAAGCACAGAGAGUUAAAGUAAGGUUUUCUGAAUUACUUAAACACACAUAUAUUUCUGCAUUUCAGACAUCCGUCUUGAUAGUAAAUCUUAAAACCCCAACUUUCUACAUUGUAUUUUAAGUCAGAGCGCAGUGGUGAUAUGGGAUAGAGUUGACUGACUAUAUUAAAGCAUAAGAAAUUUGUGCUGGUCCAUGUUAUAAACCAAUCAUUAACCAGCAUUAAACCACACACUAACCAAAUUUGAAAAAGUAAAAGCAG